Molecule: messenger RNA, 672 nt
Organism: Drosophila eugracilis
Lineage: Eukaryota; Metazoa; Arthropoda; Insecta; Diptera; Drosophilidae
Product: dynein light chain Tctex-type protein 2B
Exons: 1
Coding region: 91-582 (163 amino acids)
Biological process (GO): microtubule-based movement
Cellular component (GO): cytoplasm; cytoplasmic dynein complex
Molecular function (GO): dynein intermediate chain binding
Source: RefSeq, a predicted model, not a curated record
GAAUUAUCUGUCCAAUUUUAUUAUUGCUCUUGCCCAUAUCGAUCGAUAAGGUGUAAAUAUAUCUAGGACUGAGAUAUAAAUAUAGUCAAGAUGUCGACACAAAGGCACCGAUCUUCUGGGAUCAGCGGAGAUAGCCGUUCGGAUGGUAUGUCCCACAGCCUUAGUGAAUCCGAUGACGAACUUGAGUCCGGCAACGAAGUAAAACCGGCAUCAGAUGUUACCAUCUUUAACUCCUAUAACAUGGGACCAGCUUUCGGCAAGAAGUUCCCAUUGCCGCAUAUUCGUAUCAUAAUUUCAGCAGUAAUGAGUGAGAAACUGAGAAAUAAGAACUAUAAUCAGUCGGAAGCCUUGAAAUGGGCUCGCGAUGUCGCCGACGAGAUCAACAUCAGAAUGAAAGGCCGCGCAAGAUGUCCUAGAUACAAGCAUGUGGUUAAUGUAAUGCUAUAUCCACAGACAGGAGCAGGAUGCUUCUACGGAGCCCGAGCCAUUUGGGAUGAGCUGUCCGAUGAUUAUGUGACCCAUAUCCACGAUGGUGGCAGUUUCAUAUGUAUAGCUGCCGUUUUUGGUUUAUAUCAGUAUUAAGUUCAAGUUUAUGUAUGGACUAGAAAAAACAAGAAAAUUGUACAGUAUUAUAAAGCAGAAUAAAAAAUUCUCACAAACUUUCAAGGUCAA